AUGUAUAAUGCUACAGCACUGAAUAUCUUAGAAACCGCUGCUGUGUCUCAUUUGCUCAGCUAUCACGGAGUUCAACAAAGUAUCGCCGUUUAUGUUAGAACUGGAGGUGCUUCGUGGUUUGUCUGUGAUGCUGUGCAGCGUUUUGUCGAACUACCCACGUACACUGAGGUGAAUCCGGGUGAAGACGGUCUGUUAAAAUGCCGGAUAUCCGAUAAGAAAGGCGUGUGUUCAUGGCAGAAGGAUAAUAAGCCAGUUGGUAUUUAUCGAGGCAAGUACGAAUGGGCGAACGAAAACAGUCCGAUGGGCGGUGACUGCUCACUUUGGGUACGAGCAGCCACUUUGCAGCUGGAUGACGGUCAGUGGCAAUGUCAGGUCACAGCCAGCAAUUAUGAUGUUCAGGACGCUCUUUCGAGUCCACCAGCAGCUCUAGCUGUGCGAGUUCCCCCUCAGACACCAAGAAUACUAUACAACGGAUCCCAUGUGUUACCUGGUCAAAACAUAACUGUCCCAGCUGGUGGUCGUGCCACUGUGGUCUGCGAAGCGAGAUAUGGGAAUCCUCCAGCUUAUAUCGAAUGGUAUUUAGAAAAAGAACGACUAACUGCGUGGAGUCAAACAAACUCCUCGGAGGUAGAAAGACCACGUGUUUGGGCGGCGCGUUCGGUGCUCGAGCUGGGAGCGACAAGAACGGCUCAUGGAAAACAGCUUUCUUGUAGGGCGCAUCAUCCGUCUUAUCCGUCUCCGUAUUAUAGAGAUUCAUACACGAUGUUGGAUGUGACAUUUGUUCCUGAAGUGUCUAUUGUGGGAGCAGACGCCAGCUCUCUCGCGAGUCUUGAAGAAGGUUCCAGUGCAUUAACUCUCGAAUGUCGUGCUGAUGGGAAUCCUAGUCCUUACGUUUGGUGGACUAGGGAUGGUCAAGUAAUCGCCACUAAUGGUGCUAAGCUGAUAAGAGCUCCAGUGAAUAGGAAUGAUUCUGGUAUCUACGGUUGCCAAGCUCGGAAUUCACUAGGAACGUCUGAUUCUGUUAAAAUAGAGGUUGACGUGAAAUUUCCUCCGAGAGUGACAUGGGUUGGACCGGACACAGUGGUAGAAGCAAACCUGUUCUCUGAAGUCACUUUAGAGUGUAAAGCUGAAGGCAACCCUACACCAUCCUAUCAAUGGUAUCAUAAUCCUAACUUGUCGUCGAUGAGCGGUCACUUAGACGAUGGUUACCCGAUAUCGUCCACACCGCAGCUGUUGCUACACAACGUGUCAUACAACCAACACGGAAGAUACACGUGCAUCGCUACCAACCACAUCGGCCUUGAAGAAAGGAGCCACCAGUCCGAGGCGCUGACGCUGAACGUGCUCGGGCCGCCGGUGGGCGCGGAGGCGCUGGGCGCGCACGCGUGGCGCGGCGCGGAGGGCCGCGUGCAGGCGGCCGUGUGCGCCGACCCGCCGCCGCGCCGCGCCGCCUGGCUGUGGGGCAGCCUGCGCCUCGACGUGCCCUCGCACAUCGGUCGCUUCAAGGCAUUGGAACCAAACAACAUAAACGGAUGCUAUCGCUACACGCUGCUGAUAAGCAGUACCAGCCUAUCAGACGCUCGCGUGUAUGUGCUGCACGUAGAAAACGAACGGGGUUUCUCAUCGCACUCUGUUGCUCUCACUGUGCACGAGAAUUUUUCGCUAACAGAGACAGCGCACGUGGCGCCGCUGAUCGCGGGCGCGCUGCUGCUCGCCGCGCUGCUGGUGCUGGCGCUGUGCCUCGCCGUGCGCUGCCGGAGGAGGCGAGAUAGCGUCGAAUACAAGACUGAUGAUUUAGAUAGCGAGAAGACAGUACUACCCGCCGAUGCGGUAUACUCGCCACGCGACCAGCCUCGGACCGCAGCCUUGCGGGUAGGGAUGGGUGGGCCGGAGCGCGUGCCGGGGGUAGCGGGAGUAGUGGGGGGAGCGGGGGGAGCGGGGGGAGCGGGUGGCGGCGCGCGGUACUCUCCCGGCGCGCUGCAAGUACGUCGCGCGGCCGUCGUGCUCCAACCCCCCACCACCGUGUGAGCUGCACAGGCAGCGAUGUCUUCGUUGGAGAAGGAAGCCAAAGAAAACGUUUAUGCGGUGUACGAUCCGCAUAUUCAGUACGAGUUAACUAUAAAUAAGCACGGGGAACCGCCUAAAUACUUAUCGCUAUCUAAGCCUCUAACACACCAAAGAACGCACGCUUUUGAUCCGCAACAUUUUAAAUUUAGCGAAAUUAAUAAUAAUUUCUUUAACGAAAACAAUCUCACUACAUUUAAAACUGAUCAAAGGAAUAGGAAAUCUAAUCGUAG
Molecule: messenger RNA, 2297 nt
Organism: Melitaea cinxia (Glanville fritillary)
Lineage: Eukaryota; Metazoa; Arthropoda; Insecta; Lepidoptera; Nymphalidae
Product: hemicentin-1
Exons: 15
Coding region: 1-2028 (675 amino acids)
Biological process (GO): cell-cell adhesion
Cellular component (GO): cell-cell junction
Molecular function (GO): cell adhesion molecule binding
Source: RefSeq, a predicted model, not a curated record